UAAAUCUGACAAGUAUCCCAUUUUCGAGCUAUGAAUCAUGCGCAAGAGCACCAGAACUUAGGAGAUGUGUGUGACCGACAUUAGCGGGAGAGCUCUGCUCGCAAAAAUCCGACCCGCGUUGGGCCACCAAACCCUCGGGUUCUCGGGCUCUGACCACGGGAUGAUGCGGGGGGGGUAGAAAUCACGGCGAGGAUAAAGGCCGGGCAGCUAUCGGGGAGCGCUCCGGAGAUGCUAACGACAAAGGAUCUAUCUUCGCUUAAAUGGUCGCCAUCAGCGUCAUUAUUACGGGCAAAGUUAGCGCUGAAGGGCCACUUCCUGAGCGCCGCGGGUGCGGAGCGUGGCAGCCCGUAGCCCCGCAGCGGCACGGAACGGAGCGAUGAGCUCACGGAGCCACAGAGGCCAAACCCCAGAGCGAUUCAAGCAGGAUCUGAUCAAGCUGAGGACGAGAGCUUUGCUCCUCACUUCUCGUCUCUCUUUCUUUCCACCUGGAUAUAUUUGUCUGCUCAGAAGCCGCCUUCAUUAUCCACUGACAGGAGCUUGUAUUUAUUUGCUUAUAAACCUGUUACAAUAAAUGAUUAUUCGAACAGCGUCAUUCGUACCUUAAUGACGAGCGCUACUUUUUGAUGAAUGACAUUUCGGGCUAGAAAGGAUGUAUGGGUCAUUUUGACCAGUCAUUCCCUCGCUUUGGCAUCCCACAGUUUUUACGCCUCCCUCAAAAAGAGAUAAUAAUAUUUAGAGACACUCUCCGGGCUGAAUGUGAAUUAGCCCCUGCCGCAGCUCAUCAUUAGUACAGGACCAGCCCUGCAACUUUGACAUUUUUUAUAAAGCUGAGAUGAUGGAAAGAAUAAGAAAAGAGAUGAUCCUGAUGGAGAGAGGGCUGCACAGCCCUACGGCUGGCAAAAGGCUCUCGAAUUUGUCAGACUCAGCUGGAAAUGCGGUGCUGGAGGCCCUCGAAAAUUCGCAGCACAGUGGUCGCCUCAGCCCGAGACUAACUUCCUCCUCCCUGCACGGCGCGAUAGGGGACAUCUCCGCCAAAGGCAAAUUCGAAAUAGACACUUUGUUCAACCUGCAACAUCCGAGCGGCGAAAGCACCGUCUCGUCCGAAAUCCCGCCGUCGGAAAGCAGGAAGAAAAUCAGCCUUUAUCCCGAAGUGGCUCAAGAGGCAGAGAUGAACAGCGACGUGGAGGUGGGCUGCUCGGCUCUGCGCUCCCCGGCCAGCCUGCCUUCCUCCCAGCUCAAGGAGAACAACACCAAAGGUAACUCGCCGCUCUCGCCUCCAGCGAGCCCCGCGCUUCGCCGCCCGCGUUUCCAGAGCCCGGCGACGCCGCCGCCACCGCCAAAGUUGCAGCCCUCUGCCCACGGCGCUCUCUCUUCCGCGGAGGCAACGCCGGGGCUGUAAAAUAUUAUGGGGCUCGCCGCGCUGUUCCCAUAGCCGGGACGCGGCUCGGCCGCGUGUGUGCGUGCCCAAAGCCACCGCCGUGGGGGGAUGCGGCCGGGAUGCAUGUGGGCACCGUCACCCACCCACUCACUCACCCGGAGCUAGGGAAACCCUUCUCCUUAUUUUUUCCCCGACCUCCUGGAGCUCGGCGCGUCUCUCGAGCUGUAUAUAUAUGUGUGUGGAUGUGUAUGUAGCUACACAUACAUAUAUUAAAUUAGUGAGACAGAGAAGUGUGAGGAAACGGUCCUUAUUUGUCUGCGUUUGCCCUUCUCUGUGUACACGCAGCCUGCCAUUCCGUGGCCAUUUAAGAGUAAUUGGGCAUUGUUCACCGUUCCUCUGUUUAUAGCAGAGGCUCAGAGGCAGCCCCGUCUGUCUCCGCUUUGCGGGGCGCGGUGACGGACGGUGGUUGUUAUUAUCGCAGUAAUUGGGGAGGGGGAGCCAGGUGAGCGUGGAUCUCCUAGGGGCACGGUGCAUGCCUUUUUCGUCGAAUGUGCCAAAGAAAGCAAGGCAGCCUCGACGGAACGCGCGAGAAAAAUCGCCUUUAAGGCUGCUCGGCUUUGCUUCACCCCUAACGGGUUCGAGCCCUUCCCGAGGCACGGUGGUUGCAGCCACCGCACA
Meleagris gallopavo (turkey) is the source of this 2056-nucleotide messenger RNA. NCBI's taxonomy places the organism in Eukaryota, Metazoa, Chordata, Aves, Galliformes, Phasianidae. The record is from RefSeq and is a predicted model, not a curated record.